Ornithodoros turicata is the source of this 1367-nucleotide messenger RNA. Its product is annotated as zinc finger protein 227-like. Gene Ontology annotation, molecular function: RNA polymerase II cis-regulatory region sequence-specific DNA binding; DNA-binding transcription repressor activity, RNA polymerase II-specific. Lineage: Eukaryota; Metazoa; Arthropoda; Arachnida; Ixodida; Argasidae. Gene Ontology annotation, cellular component: nucleus; nucleoplasm. Gene Ontology annotation, biological process: regulation of transcription by RNA polymerase II. The transcript is spliced from 3 exons. The record is from RefSeq and is a predicted model, not a curated record. The coding region runs from base 98 to 1144 and encodes 348 amino acids.
ACAUUGCGCCGUUGAUGCUCUCGAUAUUCGCACUGUUGUACAUACUUGUGCGCUGGAGUCAUCACGUUGCAGCCCCACGGAUUCACAACUGCGAUAAAUGGAGCUGUCCCCAAAGUUCGACAAUCAACCCUCGAGAGUAAAAACGGAAACUCCGGAUGCUGCGUUCUUACCAGCACAGCACCAGCACAGCAGCGAGUCGCCGUUAGGAGGGAUGUGUCACAUCAAGGAAGAACCUCUGGAGGACUGUUCAGAUGAACAUCCAGUGAUAGAAGUGAAAACGGAACCAUACGACACUUCAAUUUUGGCGGGGCAGGACCAGAUGGAACACAGUCAUGGCUCAACAUCAGAAGGAGCAGGAGAAGGCACUCGUACGCCUUAUAUCGAGGACCAGCCCGGAGGCGCAUGCGAUCGAGAAUCUUCACAUAGCACUUCUUCAAAUCCACAGUUCAACGCAACAACGGCUGAACCGCCAUUGGACAACACUGCACUAGUGACUAUGGACGGCCGACACGCCGAGCAACCUCCAGAGCAGAACGACACUCGAGGGGCAGGCAUAUCGUUGACGCUCGGCCACGAGAACGACAGGCCGUACAUCGGCCUCUUGGAAGUUCACCUCAGAACUCCCCUGACGAAGACGCUCACCCGCGACUCAUGCUCCGAGACAUUCUCUCACGCGUCAACUCUGGGAGUGCAUCCACAGCGUUGCGCCGGAGAAGGGUCACACAAGUGCAAUCUCUGUCCCGCGGAGUUCAGCAAGAGCACGAACCUGCGGCAUCACAAGCGAACACACACGGGCGAGAGGCCGUACAAGUGCAGUGUGUGUCCCGCGGAGUUCCGCCAGUACUCGAACCUGCAGGUUCACAAACGUACGCACACGGGCGAGAAGCCGUACAAGUGCGAUCACUGUCCCGCGCAGUUCACGCAGAGCACGAAUCUUCAGGUUCACAGACGGACACACACGGGCGAGAAGCCGUACAAGUGCGACCUCUGUCCUGCGCAGUUCAGCCGGAGCACGAGCCUGCGGGAGCACAGACGGACACACACGGGCGAGAAGCCGUACGAGUGCGCACUCUGUCCUGCAAUGUUCUCCGCCAGGUCGAAUUUGCAAGCUCACAAGCGGACACAACACGAGAAAAAGUCGUAGCAGCACGAUCGCUGCCCUGCAUAGUACGAGGAGUGCUAGAGUGCGUGGGUUCAUAAGCGGACACACACACACAGUGUUGCGUAGUAUCGUGCCUGGGUUCCAGGGCCCAAUGACAAGACGCCAUGUUGUGACCGUGACCAGUUUAACUAUUGCACACAGUGUCAAACGCAUGUAAGCAACAGUAUCAAUAAGAUCAGCAGCGAUAUCAUGCACGCAUACCAUA